CGACCGGCCGCGCCCCAGAGUUCCUCGCGAAUAAGCCACCCCUGCUCGGGCUCGCCGCGGCGCCGGAAGUCGAGCGAGCGCUGGCGCCGCUCGGCCCUUUGCCCCGGCCCGCCAUGGCCGUGGCUACCGUGGCGGCGCUCUUGGCCGCGGUGGGUGGGGCGCUGUGGCUGGCGGCCCGGCGCUUCGCGGGCUCGGGCGGGCCGCGGUUGCACGGAGGCGGGGACUCGGGCCUCAUGCACGGCAAGACGGUGCUGAUCACGGGGGCCAACAGCGGCCUGGGCCGCGCCACGGCCGCCGAGCUGCUGCGCCUGGGCGCGCGGGUCAUCAUGGGCUGCCGGGACCGCGCGCGCGCCGAGGCGGCGGCCGGGGAGCUGCGACGCGAGCUCCGGCCGCCCGGGGACCCCGCUGGCGGCCCCGAGCCCGGCGGGCCCGGCGAGCUGGUGGUCAAGGAGCUGGACCUCGCGUCGCUGCGCUCCGUGCGCGCCUUCUGUCAGGAGAUGCUCCAGGAAGAGCCUAGACUGGAUGUCUUGAUUAAUAACGCAGGGGUCUUCCAGUGCCCUUAUAUGAAGACUGAAGAUGGGUUUGAGAUGCAGUUUGGAGUGAACCAUCUCGGACACUUCCUGCUCACCAAUCUACUCCUUGGGCUCCUGAAAAGUUCAGCUCCCAGCAGGAUUGUGGUCGUUUCUUCCAAGCUUUACAAGUACGGAGACAUCAACUUUGAAGACUUGAACAGUGAGCAAAGUUACAAUAAAAGCUUUUGUUACAGCCGGAGCAAACUGGCUAAUAUUCUCUUUACUAGAGAACUCGCCCGCCGCCUAGAAGGCACCAAUGUCACUGUCAAUGUAUUACACCCCGGGAUUGUAAGGACUAACCUUGGGAGGCAUAUCCACAUUCCCCUGUUGGCCAGGCCACUUUUCAGUUUAGUGUCAUGGGCGUUUUUCAAAACUCCUGCUGAAGGUGCCCAGACUUCAGUUUAUUUGGCCUCUUCCCCUGAGGUAGAAGGUGUUUCAGGGAAGUACUUUGGGGAUUGUAAAGAAGAACAACUAUUGCCCAAAGCUAUGGACGAUUUAGUUGCUAGAAAACUCUGGGAUAUCAGUGAAGUAAUGGUCGGCUUACUGAAAUAGGAUAAGGAGUUAAGAGAAUACCUUAUAAAACUGGAUGUCAGGGGCUGGAGUGAUAGCACAGCGGGUAGGGCGUUUGCCUUGCACGCGGUCAACCCGGGUUCGAAUCCCAGCAUCCCAUAUGGUCCCCUGAGCACUGCCAGGGGUAAUUCCUGAGUGCAGAGCCAGGAGUAACCCCUGUGCAUCGCCAGGUGUGACCCAAAAAGCAAAAAAAAAAAAAAACUGGAUGUCAGUUAUAUCAGUAAUCAGGAAUGGUGGUGUGGUUUGAGCACUUGCUACUUGAAAAUAAUUUUGGUUUAAUAAUAGUACUGCCAAGAACUGAGAUGUGUGCAUAUUUGGAAUUUUCCAAAUGUUUAUUUUUUGAGGCGAUAUAUCAAAAUAUGUACUUAUAUAUGCAGUAAAUAUGAACAAUAAGUAUAAUUUAAAACUGUAAGUGAACAAGCAUGGGUUAUAAAUAUUAAAGGAGUUAUUGACUUAAAA
Sorex araneus (European shrew) is the source of this 1601-nucleotide messenger RNA. RefSeq names its product retinol dehydrogenase 14 (gene RDH14). The coding region runs from base 114 to 1124 and encodes 336 amino acids. The record is from RefSeq and is a predicted model, not a curated record. The transcript is spliced from 2 exons. NCBI's taxonomy places the organism in Eukaryota, Metazoa, Chordata, Mammalia, Eulipotyphla, Soricidae.